ACGCCCACGCUCAAAAUCCUGCCUUCGAUCGAGGUUCGGCUGCGAUCAUCUGGAGUUUUUAAGUUUUGGAAACUAAAUACUGGCAUUAUUUCCUUUGAAUUUAAGACAAGUUUGGAAAGAAAUUGACAGAAAAUGGCAAGGGCUGCCCUCGGUCAAACCCAUGAUUUGGCCAGCUUGCCAUAUCUUGAUGAAGAAGUUCUCCUAGCUGAGAUAAAGCAUCGAUAUAGUGAUGAUCAAAUCUAUUCCUAUGUAGGUGACAUCCUGGUUGCUGUAAACCCAUUCCGGGACUUGGGAAUUUAUGGAAAGAAGUAUACAGACCAGUACAAACAGUCCAAACGUAAUGAUAAUCCACCCCACAUCUACGCAGUAUCGGACCUUUCCUACCAGUUUAUGCUUUCAGGGACUGCAGUAGGAGGAAAAAAGAAUCAAUGCAUCGUCAUCAGUGGGGAGAGUGGAGCUGGGAAAACGGAGAGUACAAAACUGAUUAUUAAACAGCUCAUUGAACUAUGCAAGGGAAAAUCACAGCUCGAACAACAAAUCUUACAGGUUAACCCCUUAUUAGAAGCGUUUGGUAAUGCACAAACAGUCAUGAAUGAUAACUCAAGUCGCUUUGGAAAAUACAUCCAACUUAAAUUCAAGGAAGGAACAGUGAUGGGGGCCAAGAUCUCUGAGUAUCUAUUGGAGAAGUCCAGAGUGGUCUUUCAGAAUCCUGGAGAAGAGAAUUUUCACAUCUUCUAUUACAUGCUGGCUGGAUUGGAUGAGGAGAUGAAGAAGAAAUUACAGCUGGAGAAUGCUUCAGAUUAUAUGUAUCUCAGAAACGGGCCAUCAUGUCUUAAAAACAACCCAGCAGGACUGAAAAAAUACUUUGAUGAGCUCAUAAAUGCCAUGGAUCUCGUAGGCUUCUUGGAGGAGGAGAAAGAAGAUAUGUUUCAUAUUCUAGCCAGUGUGCUCGCUCUUGGACAACUGAAGAUAGAGGCUAACGAAGAGGAUGCAGCGUACAUCACAAAUCCUGAAGCUGCUCAGAAAGUUGGGGAUCUUCUCGGGAUUGCAAAGGAAGAUUUGAUGUCAAACUUGACAUAUACAACCAGUGUAGCACAUGGAGAGAGAUUUCAGAGGAACUAUACCAAGUCACAAGCACAAGAUGCUAGAGAUGCAAUGACAAAGGCUCUCUAUGGGCGUCUCUUCAGUUGGAUUGUGAACAAGAUCAACCAGCUUCUUGCCCCAGAAGAACAACUUGAUCCAAGCCAGGCUACCGAGAUUGGUAUUCUGGACAUUUUUGGGUUUGAACAUCUGCAGACAAACAGCUUUGAGCAAGCUUGUAUCAACCUAGCCAAUGAACAACUCCAAUACUUCUUCAAUCAGCAUAUUUUCUUGUUAGAACAAGAUGAGUACCAGAGAGAAGGCAUUGAUUGGUCCAACAUUCCUUUUGUCAACAACGAACCACUCCUUGGUCUAUUCUUGACCAAACCAAUUGGUAUCUUGGCGCUCGUAGAUGAGGAAACCCUCUUUCCUAAGGGUAAUGACCACAGUCUAGUUGAGAAAAUGAACAAGCACUUUGCUCGUAAUCAUCAUUACAUCAAAGCAAAGAUCUCAACCAGUAAUACAUUCAGUGUGGAUCACUAUGCUGGACGGGUUUCCUAUGAUGCAACUGGCUUCCUGGACAAGAAUAGGGAUACUCUUCCAAACGCAGUUACCACCAUGUUGCAGAACAGCAGUAAUGACCUUCUUGCGCGUGUGUUCCGAGGCACAAUCACCAGAACAGGAACCCUAGCUCUACAGAACAGAAUGAGCAAGAAGAGGUCAAGAAAGUCUCUAAAAAAGAGAGGAGCCCCUAAGGCUACAGUGAAGAAGAUCACGGUUGGAGCACAGUUUAAGACAUCUCUGGCUAUUUUGAUGGAGCUUCUUAACAUGUCCAAUCCUCACUUCGUUAGAUGCGUCAAACCAAACACUUCCAAGUCGGCAAGAAACUUUGAUGAUAAAUAUAUCACUGCUCAGCUGAGAUAUACUGGAAUGCUGGAGACAACUAAGAUCAGACGUCUAGGCUAUGCUAUCAGACCACAGUUUGUUGAUUUCGUCAAGAGGUACAAGGUACUUGCUUUGAGUCCGAAGCUGGCCACAGAUAAGAGAGGAUGCGUCAAAAUCUUGGAGACCAUUGGACUCAAAGACUGGAAAGUAGGAAAAACCAAAGUGUUUUUGAAGUACUAUCACCAGGACAUGCUUGAAGAGAAGAUGAGAAAAAUGGGAGAAUCAGCCGUUCAUCUCACAAGAUUGGUACGAGGGUUCCUAGCCAGACGUCUAUUCAGACGGCUCCAGGAGAAAGCAGCCAAAGAGAAGGCAGAGAGUGAAGCCUUCUUGGCUAAACUAGAAGCUCUGAGUCUCAAACAAUCAAACAACAUGAUGGAUAUGCUCCAGAAAGAUAAGAUGAUUCCACACGAAUUUGUUGAGAAGCUUCACAAUGCUACGGGUGUGGUGACCUUUGAUGCAAAUGCCCCUGUUGUCCAGGAAUCUGAACCAGUAGUUCAGGAGGAAAAGGCUGCCUCUCCUGAUGAAGAUGAUGAGGAUGAUGAUGAUGAUGACGACGAGGAUGAUGAUGUGAUUGAAGAUGAGUUUGUGAAACAUUCUCAUUAUAAAUUUGGACGUGUUGGAACAAAGUCUGCCUCUAUUAUGUGGUUUAAGGAGACGCAGUCCAUGAAACUCAAGAAAGAUGGUGGUACCUUUUACCCCUGGUUUCAUGGUAUCAUUACCCGCAGACAAGCAGAGGAACUGCUGCUACCCAAGCCAGUCGGAUCCUAUCUUCUUAGAGUUAGUGAGAGUCGGUUUGGAUACUCACUUUCGCUCAGAGGCGCGGAUCGUUGCAAACACUUCAUGAUAGAUCAACUUCACAAUGGAAAAUAUGUAGUGGUAGGAGAGCCCCAGGUUCAUAAGACAUUGAAUGAUCUGAUUAAGUUCCAUUCUCUGAAGAAGAACCCUAUAUCACCAUUUGGAGACCUUUUGAUUGAAGCUUGUGGACAGGAAGAGGGAGAGUGUGACUAUUCUGAUCUUGUUGAUAGGGAUGAUGACAAGAGAAGCUCUACCUCUUCUACAUCAUCCAUGCCGUCACGUUAUAUCCCGUCGCCCUCUGAUGUGGGGUAUUUGACCCCUGACCCCCAGCCCACUCAGAAGCAGCACUCCCCCUCUCUUCAGCGUCGUCUGACAUCUGGACCUAGAUCUGUGUCACCGUCCCCUUCCAAAGCUGUCAGAGGUGCCAAGGGGUCUACACAGAGACCCGUCAGUGCUGCAUCCUACCUGAGUGUAACCGAUGAUACCAAUGCUCGAAAUAAACCUCAACUCCCAGAGAGAGAAGGAGACUAUGAUGCAGCUGGAAGACGUUGAAGAGAAGUCGAGCAAAAGCGUGGUGUAGCCCAUACCUUUCGUCGAUCAGCCUUCAGACAGAAGUCUCCAAGUCGCCCACCAUCAUCCCAGUUCUAAAAAAAGAAGAGCCAAGAGUGUACAUUCAACGGCCAUAUUCUUUCUUUUCAGUCCUGAAAAAAAGAUAGUGAACCUUCAGAUCCGUUUUCUCAGUUCUAGAAAGAAAGAAAUCUAUAUUUAAGUGGAUUUCUUCUGCUCAUCUUUGUCUUCCAUGUUAUGAGUUCAAAGGAGAGGAAUAACCUUCAAGCAGGAAUGCUCUAGAUUUUAUUUGUUUUCUAGCUCUUACUGAAAAAGAACAAAUAAUUAAUUUAUAGAGGAUAAGAUUCAAGCCCCUCUUUUUUAUCUCAGUGUACCAUUGCUAAACCAUGACUAGUAAAUCAACUAUUAAGUUAAGAGUGUGUUACUCUAUUCCUGAAAUGAUUGACAAAAUAUAUUGUUACAAUGACAACUCAUUUAAACAAGAGUAUUUAAUGUGUAAAUUUAGUCUCUUUUAGAAAUAGGAUUUCAAAUGAAUCUCUAAAAAAUGAAUUGUAUGUAAAUGUUUCAAAAUGGUUUAAAAAACCCUUAUGUUUCUCUCCAUUUUUUAUAUUGCAUUUCAUGGACAGUCAGCCUUUAUGUUAACUGAAAUAUACAGCAAAGUAUUUAAUAAUUCUAUGAUACACUGUGGAAUAGAUUUUAAUAUAGAACACAUUGAAUUUACUCAUACUUAAUUUUCAAUGCCACGUUGACAGUAAUUAUUUCAACAACAUGGGCUUUCAAUUGUAUUCAGCUAUUAUUCAAUAUUGCAAGGAUCUAACCAAAGAAAAUUGUUCACAUAUAAUUGAAAUAGCAUUCUAAUGUUGGGUUGGUUUAUGAUAUUUAGAAUAUGUCUUUCAGUGUUGUAUUGUGUACAAGUAGUAGUACUUUAGUGUGUGUGAUUGAGUACUUGAAGAAAUAACCAGAGAUAACCUAAUCAUUUUUAUAUAAUCUAUACAAGUAUUUUUAUAUUCACAUUCACUGCAUAAAUGUUACAACUUAUUUGCAGUGAAAAUAUUGGGUAACUUGUUCAAGUCUUAAUGAUUAAUCAUUUGAAGCAUGUUUGUAAUUGUGAUUAGUAAUGGUUUAAACAGCAAAGCGUGUCUUUAUAGCAGGGAAUCAAUCCACUAUAUACUACAGUGCAUGUGCAUGUCAAUUUCUAUUUAGUAAAUAACAAUUGACACUAACAGUAGUUACAAGCAACUGUAUUAACAAAUAACAUUGCAUUAAUAUGUAUGGAUAUUGAAUAUGGGGGUUCAUAUAAAAAUAUUUGAGAGGUUAUACAGUGCGUAUCAAAAAAAAGUUUACACUUUGAAAAAGCCCUCGGAAUUAAAAAAUAUACAACAUGUGGGUAAUUUUUUCACAUAUGGUGAUUGAUAUUUGUGUAAUUGUACCAAGUUAAAAUAAAUCUCAGUAACUUUUGAGCGCAUAUACGUGGGGCUGAAUCACAAUCUUAUCAUAAAGUUCUAAAAUUGAAUAUAUCUGUAAGUUUAUCAACAUUGCCCAUACAUAACUAUAGUGGUAGGGUUGUCCACAAAAUUUUUAUGAUGGUAGAAGUGUUGAAUAAACAUGGGCAUAAUUACUUGUGUUUUGAAAUAUGCAAUAAAUGCUAUUCAGUCCGAUAUAAAAAGUGGCAAAACUAGAAUGUAAUCUUUCACUUUCUAAAUCCCCUUCUCUCUAUCUUUUAUCCCAUUCUCUCGUUUUAUUACCAGGACUAUGACUAAUAUGCUUUUCACACUGCAUUUCCUUAACCCCAUACUAUCCUUAACCCCAUACUAUACCCUUAACCCCAUACUAUCUUUUUUUAAAUUCACACUGUCUUUCUUAAAGGGGAAUCCAACCCAAAUAAAAACUUGUUUUUAUAAGGAAAAGAAAAAUCAGACAAGUUGAUAGGAAGAAGUUUGAACAAUAUUGGACAAACGACAAGAAAGUUAUGAAUUUUCAAAAGUUGUAAAUAUUGGUAAUCACUAUACCCAUGGAGACUUCAAAUUGGCCACAUAUGGGAUGUCAUAGUGAUGUAAGGCAAGGACUACUCUUCCAUGUACUCCAAUACAUAUUAUGGCUAAAAUGUCAUUUUCCCCAAAAGUUUUAUUUCAAAUUAUAUUUUUCUUUCAUGAGGACAUUCAACAUUAUACUACCUGGGUUAUAUUUAGAUUACUGCCCCAGGGGAAUGGGUACUUAGGAGAAAACCACAAAUCCCUGAUAAUAAAGUACAUGGCCUAUGGGAAAGUUGUCCUUGCCCCUUGUCAUAAUUUACUUACCCAGUUGCCAAUUUGAAAUCUACAUAGUAUUAGUGAUCUCAAUUUUAAAGCAGCUAUAACUUUCUUAUUGCUUGUCCGAUUUCUUUCAAACUUUCACCAUUCUGUUUAAUUUAUUUUUCUCCUUCCCAACACAACAUUUUAUGGCCAAGGCUGGAUUCCCCUUUAACCCAAUACUAUUUGCUUAACCGGGGUUAACACCUUAGCCCCGGACUAUCACACAGCUCAUGAAUAUUGAUGAUUUUACCAUAUUGAGCGUGAUUAACGUGCAAUUUCAACUUCUGUGAUUGGCUAAUGCUUAGCCCCACUUUUCCUUAGCCCUGUUUCGUUUCACACUGCAUCUAUUAGCACCGCAAUUGUGGUGCUAGCACCACAAUAAGCCGGCUAACCCUGCUUUUUUGCAGGGCCAGAUAGUACCGUACUAUUUACCGUGCUAGCCCACUUUGCUAAAACGUAGUGUGAAAACGAAGUGGGCCAAGCUUAACCCCGGGAAAUUGGUGGGCUAAGACCCCCCCUUAGCCCCACCAAUUUCACGGGGUUAAGGAAAAAAAGUGCAGUGUGAAAAGCAUAUUAGUAAAUUUAGUAUUUGAUGUAUGGACAUGUAAAUUUAUUGAAAUACUAAAAUAAAAUCUUGUUCAACAUUUGAUUUAUAGAGCUACUGUAUUAUUGAUGCAAAGAAUAACUUGUUUGUGAUAGAGCUACAAGCUUUCCAUUUGCAAAAAUGGGGUAGGUAUAUGUAUUUAUAUACAUGUAUUGUUUAUAAGAAUGUAUAUGUAUCUUGUACAAUAUGUAUAUUAAAUUGUAGAAUGUUGACAGUGUUUUGGUUAAGACUAGCACCAAUUUUAUUUCACACAGUAAGUAAAAACGUAGUUGUGGUACCUGCGAAAGGCAGCACCAUUUUUACUCUCCUUUCAUUUUUUACAUACUCUCACCCAGUCUGACACUCUUAUAAAUUGUUUAAUUGGAUUUGAUACAAAUUAUCAAAUUUCAUGCUGUUUGGAGAUUGUUAUACAUUGUUUGUUAUCUUGGAUCAUUUGAUAAUGAACAUUUGAAUUCAUUCCCCUACAUGUGAAUAUAACGGGGACAAUCCUUCACUGGAAUCAGUCUGAUGUACCUCAAAAUGAUACUUUCUUGUAACAGGACUAUAUUAUAUUGGGCUUCACAUUGUUGUAUAUAUUUUGUAUUUGAUUUUCCUGAUCAUAAUAAGAUGACACAAUAGUACCUCGUGGAUUAUGCUCAAACAAUAUUCAGUGGAAUCAUUGUAAUCCUGUGUUCUGACUCUCGCCUUUCAAUCAGAGAUUCAUGGGUUUGAAUCUCAGCAGUUGCAUUAUUUCCUCCAGCAAAAAAUGUAUUCAUGUUGUGCUGCACACAACCAAUGUGCAGGUACAUGUAAUGGUGACUCGUCAGAAAAAUGCAUUCCUUGAAAUAUGUGCACCCUGUUCGUGGAUAGGGUACAGCCAGGCUAGUAAUGACAAUUUGUGUCUUGACCAUUCUACUACAGUGUGGAUAGUGAAUAUGAGUGCUUUCAUAGUAGUUAGCAUAAUUGUCAUCAUUAUUGUACAAGAUGUGUGCACUUAAUUCUCAAAAUGAAUUAUAUGCCUGGUACAAUGGGUGGGUAAAAACAUUUGGUGAGGAUUGCCCCUUAAAUGACCCUUUCCAUCAGACAAUAUAUUACAGUUAGAUUAGGACAUUGUUGUGGAUUAUGACUGGAUUUUAUGACCUAUUCUCAAUGAUUUAUGCACAGUUUGUAGCGGGUUUUGUGUGAAAGACAUCCGAGUCAGGGGAGUGUUUCAUCAACAUUUUUGUCCUCCAAGUUGUCAGAUCUAAUAUCUUUGCUAGGUUUUGAUUGGCUGAGAGGCACUGUUACUAUGGUAACUGUCGGAUAAAACUUCCGACAAGUCCUUUCAUGAAACACCCCCCCCCCCAGAAUACCAACUUUUUAUUUAUAAUAUUUUGAUAGGUGACAGAGAUGAUCUAUCAUAUACUCAUUGUCACUCAUUCAGGUUCAUUGCCAUGAUAGUUACUCAUUGUAUUGUACUACCACCUCUAAAGCUCAAACUGUGUAUUAAAGUGAUUGGUUAACAUUGGUUUGACUUUUAAAAAAUCUGAGCUAGAAGGUCACACUUGUCACCUGUGUCUGUGAUAUGUUACAAAAAUGAAGCCCAGAAAAAAAUUGCGUUCGAAAAUAAU
Messenger RNA from Lytechinus pictus (painted urchin), 7871 nucleotides. Its product is annotated as myosin-IIIb-like. Gene Ontology annotation, molecular function: protein binding; protein serine/threonine kinase activity; microfilament motor activity. Gene Ontology annotation, cellular component: myosin complex. The record is from RefSeq and is a predicted model, not a curated record. The transcript has 31 exons. Lineage: Eukaryota; Metazoa; Echinodermata; Echinoidea; Temnopleuroida; Toxopneustidae. Gene Ontology annotation, biological process: regulation of actin filament length; peptidyl-serine phosphorylation. Bases 133 to 3372 code for a protein of 1079 amino acids.